Molecule: messenger RNA, 360 nt
Organism: Enterobius vermicularis (human pinworm)
Lineage: Eukaryota; Metazoa; Nematoda; Chromadorea; Rhabditida; Oxyuridae
Source: the annotation of a GenBank genome assembly
AUGGAAGAGGAAAAAUCGUUAUUACGUGAAGCUGAAGCAGCGGUUGGCGAGUUAUCAUUUGCUGUCAAGAAAAUUGAACUGUCGUCAAAGCUGAAGAGUACGGAACUCUGUGUGUACGUCAACUUAACAACCUGCGAAAAUGAAAAUUACUGCGUGGAAUUGACAUCACGAGGUUGGAGGAUUGUUUCCGGCACCCACGACAAGAUUUCAAGCCCUACGACUAGUGAGCUGACCAGUACUAGUCACUGCUAUGAAACGAUGUACCAGUUGCUGGACUCGUUAUCGCCCGAGUACAGGGUCAGAUUUAGCAACAAAGUAGCAUCCGAGUUGGAAAGACAUUUACGGACAGAAGCUUCGUAG